AUGAGCGCUCUCGGUAUUACCGCUCAAAUACCGAAUUUCAUCAUGAGCAUCAUAAAUAUGUCCCAAAUCAUCGGAGGUUCGCUCAUGAUCCGAAUAGCCGGCCCACUCACUGCGAACUGCAUCAACGUUGCCAUUAUAUUGGCGCUGGUCAUUUUUCAAGGAUCCUUCAGAAGAUGGUCAGCAAUGCAUUGGUUCUAUAUUGUAUCAUUAGUGAUAGUGAUGGUGAUGAACGCUUGCAAUGGCUUGUAUCAGGUCAGACGUUUGUCCUUAUUGGGUUCGACAAUGCAUUGGUUCUAUAUUGUAUCAUUAGUGAUAGUGAUGGUGAUGAACGCUUGCAAUGGCUUGUAUCAGAACUCAGUAUUCGGUUUAGUAGCUGAUUUCCCGGCCAACUAUACAAACGCCCUCGUGGUUGGUACUAAUAUUUGUGGUACAUUCACCAGCCUUCUUUCAAUAAUAACCACCGUAGCAUUUCCAAGCAAUUACAAAACCGUGGCGCUGAUUUACUUCUCAAUUUCACUUGCGACUCUCGUCUUAUGUGGCGUAUCGUUGAUAUACGUCACACGACUCAAAUUCUACAAGUUCUACGUGAGGAAAGGAGAAUUGAGCCGUAUCGCCGAACAUUCUACUCGGCCCAGUUUACGACAGUUCUACGAGACUUUCAAAGGCGUGCGUAUUACUAUACUUCUGAACAGUUUUGCCGCAGUUUAUGAUGUGGGGAGCAGAGGUCCCCAAGGGACUGAGAAGAGCUUUCCAUGCUGGAUGCAAUUACUCAGUAUAUUUCUGGUAUUCUUCGUCACGCUCUCCGUGUUUCCCACCAUACUCGCAGGUACUACGCCUAAUCGAAAAGGGGAACCCUGGAACAGCGCCAUUUCAAAGGACCUGUAUCCUGGCCUCACAACAUUCCUCAACUUCAAUCUCUUCGCAGCAAUCGGCUCAUCAACCGCUAAUUUCAUACAAUUCGUGAGUUCUUGCCUUGCAGUUUAUCUACUUGGACGACUUGCAAGGCAGUGUACAUAG
Molecule: messenger RNA, 1017 nt
Organism: Cooperia oncophora
Lineage: Eukaryota; Metazoa; Nematoda; Chromadorea; Rhabditida; Trichostrongylidae
Source: the annotation of a GenBank genome assembly